Drosophila ficusphila is the source of this 2885-nucleotide messenger RNA. RefSeq names its product organic cation transporter protein. Gene Ontology annotation, molecular function: transmembrane transporter activity. The transcript has 7 exons. Lineage: Eukaryota; Metazoa; Arthropoda; Insecta; Diptera; Drosophilidae. Gene Ontology annotation, biological process: transmembrane transport. The coding region runs from base 753 to 2465 and encodes 570 amino acids. Gene Ontology annotation, cellular component: membrane. The record is from RefSeq and is a predicted model, not a curated record.
CGCUUCCGAAGCGACAAGUAGUUGAUAGCCAACAUCGAAAGGCGAAAGUCGAAAGGCGGCAGGAAAACGCAACUGCACGCGUUGCAAGAAACACAAAAAUUAAACAGAACCCACAGAAAUCCACAAUAGCCCCCGAAAAAUAAUUCUUUAUGUUUAUUUUAACCUGAAGGGAAAGAGAAUAUUGUUUCGAAAACAACAAGCUAAUAUAUCGAGAAAAACAAAAAGUAAAAACGUGUCGCCGUCCGUCAAUGUGAAGAGCUCCCAUGUGCUGCAUUACCAAUUGAAAAAACAUAAACAGGCAGACCGAGGAGAAAUGGGAAAAUAGAACCAGCCGAUAGAUAAACAGCCACUGCAACAACCCCACCAAAAAAAAGUAAAGAAAAGAAAAGAAAAUUAAAGAAAAGAAAAAGAAAAUAUUACCAGGGCGAAAGUGAAAGUGAAUAUAAAAUAUAUCGGACGAGAACGAUCGGUCUUAUCUCUCCGCUUUAUUUUUUGGAGUGAAUGCACUCCGACGGAUCCUCGAUUAGAGGUGCCUAAGCCAGAUCCAAAUCCAAAUCGAAAUCUAAAUUCAGAGCGCUGUUUUUGCACGAGAUCAUAAAUAGAUUUCGCAGCCGAGGAAUCCAAGUUCAGUGUCAAUCUGCGAGAUUCUUUUGCGUGGGGUCAGUCGUCUGCCUCGCAGAACCAUAAAAUAAAAUAAUCUUCGAAGGCGAUUUUCGAAAUCCGCGAGUAGCUGUGAUACUGCAUUUUCCAACAUGACUCAGUCGAAGGAAAAUCCUGAGAAAAGUCGCGAACUCAUCAGCGAGGAAAGCAUGAAGGAUCUGCUCACCAAACAACUCGAAAUUGUUGGCAGCGGAGGCGCAUUUGUGUGGGCGAUUUUCUUUUUGUGUGUCACUCCAAAUAUAUUGAAUGGCUUCCAUGUGUCAUCCUACACUUUGUUGGGUCACCUGCCGGAUGAUCAGUGGUGUGGCAUUCAGGAUCUGCAGGACACCAACUGGACAUUGGCACAGAAGAGGGAAAUCUCUGCCAAAGGAUUGGAAUCUGGAGGAUGCACCGUGUGGGAUUGGAACUAUGAGCACUUGGGGAAGAUGUCCUUUGAAUCUGCUCUGAAUCACACCACCUUCCUGUCCCAGAUUUCCCCACCAACUGAGGUUUCCUGCAAGGUGAAGGGACAACAUGAGUUCGCCCAUCCGGAGAGCACCUUCGUUUCCGAUUGGGAUCUCACCUGCGAUCGGAGUAUUCAGCGAACCUCCGCUCAGGUUUCCAUUUCCCUGGGAAAGUUCUGCGGCUCCUUCUCCUUUGGCAUUCUGGCAGAUAAAUUUGGUCGCAAGUCCUCGUUUACUUUGGGAGCUGUCUUCUUCAUUGUGGGCAGCUUCUUCUGCACAUUUUCUCCUUGGUAUACUCUCUUUUUAGCAGGACGAUUUGCCUUGGGAGCCGCUUCAUCAGGACUUUUUUAUCCUGCCUUUACCAUGAUUGUUGAGAACAUCUGCUUGAAACACCGAUCCUGGAUGUCCAUUGCCUUCUCGGCCUCCUAUCCCGUGGGCAUGAUCUCCCUGGCCAUUAUGGGUUACAUCAUCCAACCCUGGAGGCAACUGCAAUUGGCACUGACCAUUCCCUCCCUGCUGCUCAUACUUAAUUGCUACUUGAUGAAUGAGUCACCCCGCUGGCUGAUCACGAACAAGAAGUACGAUCGCGUCUACAAGAUUCUCUUCAGACAACCGAGCCACUACCAAAUUCAGCCAGCGGUGGCAGCCUCCUCUCAAAUCGUCACCGAUAAGAAGUCGUUGGAGCCGGAAGUGGGUUCCUCGCUGGGAGAGAAGCUCAGGAAUGGUCCUUUGAAGUCCAUCAUUGAGUUGUACGGCAAUUCCAGUGUGCGCAAAAUGAUCUUUGCCUCGUAUUUCAUGUUCUGCGUUACUUCUUUGAGUUACUAUGUGACGGCUCUGAAUGCCGCCAAUCUUUCGGUAUCGCGAUACCUGUAUAUUAUUGCUACUGGCCUCGUGGAUAUACCUUCCUACUUGGUGCCGGUGGUGAUGCUCCGCUUCACUGGUCGUCGCCUCACCACCAUGUUCCUAUUCUUGUGGACGGGGGUGUCCUUGCUGCUGGUUCUUUCGGUUCCCGCCGGCAGCACCACCUGGAUUGUGGCCUUCGCCAUGCUCGGUCGCUUCGGGAUCAGUGCCACCUACUCGGUGGUGACCCUCUACACCGCCGAGCUCUAUCCCACCGAGAUCCGCAACUCGGCGCUGGGAACCUGCUCCACCUUUGCCCACGUGGGCUCCAUUUCGGCACCGUAUGUGGUGGAUGUUCUGGGAGCACUCGGCUGGUACAUUCCAACCACGAUCUGCGGCUGCUGCGUUCUAGUAGCUGGCCUGCUCACCCUCACACUUCCCGAAACCGCAACGGGGAAGCUUUCGGACAAAGUGGAGAGCACUCCGGACAAUUCUGCGGAUGAGCAGCCCGCCAAGCAGUGAAGGCAUUUAGAUUAAGCCACAUUUUCACGAAUUGAUUUGUCAGGAGUUCAUUUCAGACUUUCCGAAAUUUAUCAGGUUGAAAUUGGGGACCUCUUUUAAUAUAGGAAAUAUUUGUAUAAGAGGGUUUUUAGAAUUACGAACCAAAAACGUUUUUACCUCAGGUUGUUGAAUGCUUCUUCAAAUUUUAAGAUUUUAGUUAGAACAAAAAAAGACACAAGACUAGGCUGAUAAAUCAAAUCGUGUAAAUGGUUACUCUACCGUAGUUAGUCUAGCUUAAAUUCUAGUUAUAUGUAUACCAUAACCUGCAGUACUUUAGCCUAAGUUCGUUAUUAGUCCGUGCUAUUCCUGCAUUCUUUAAGCAUAUAUUCAUAACUGUUUUUCUGUUUGAUAUCGCAUAAUAAAUAUACUAUUUAUACGUGA